GUAAUGACAUACAAUGAGAACGAGGUAAGCCAGAGAGAGAAAGGAGUUUGGACUGCCAUCUUGUUUUUUCCUGUGGAUAAUAAUUGAGAGCUCUGGUCGUUUCCACGGGGUAUUCCCGAGAAUUUCAGGAGUUUCACUCGUUGAAUAUCGAUGAAGAAAUUAAAAGAGGAAUGCCUAAGGAGAAGUACGAAAGCAGCAAAGAGAGAAGACAGCAUCGCAUACUCACCCCGGAGGAGGUAGCAGCGGGGAAGAAAACAAAAUGGGAGGCUCUGGAGAUUACGGGAACCAUACGGAACGUUAGUCCCAGGUUAUGGAAUUUAAACCAUCUAACAGCACUGUACCUCAACGACAACUGUCUCCAGCGCGUUCCUGCCGAGAUUUGUCACCUUACAAAUCUCCUUUAUUUGGAUUUAUCUGCCAAUAAGUUGAGAAGUUUACCUGCAGAACUUGGUGACAUGGUAUCACUCAGGGAACUGUUGUUGAACCACAAUUAUUUACGAGCAUUGCCUUUGGAACUAGGACGUUUAUUUCAGUUAAUUAUGCUGGGUUUGAAAGGCAAUCCUCUGCCCAAUGAGGUGCUGAGUAUUUAUGAAGAUGGAAAUGGUACACAGCGACUUCUUACGCAAUUAUUAGACAGUCUGCAUGCUGGAUCUCCCAAUGUGAUGCCCCCUGUCAGGCCGUGGCUUCACCUCGCACAUCCUGAACGAUCGAAACCUGCAGCAAUUUACUCGCUGAUGUGUUACAAUGUCCUAUGCGAUAAAUAUGCUACAAGGCAAUUAUACGGCUACUGUCCAUCAUGGGCUCUAGACUGGGAGUAUCGCAGAAAAGGCAUCAUGGAUGAAAUCAUUAACAAUAGUGCUGAUAUAAUAUGCCUUCAGGAGGUUGAAACGGACCAAUACUUCAACUUCUUUCUGCUUCAAUUGAAGCAGCAUGGGUACGAUGGAGUGUUUAGCCCGAAGUCAAGAGCAAAAACAAUGGGAGAGCAUGAACGCAAGCAUGUUGAUGGGUGCGCCAUCUUCUUCAGAACAAGCAAAUUCAGCCUCGUCAAAGAACAUCUUGUGGAGUUCAAUCAAGUUGCCAUGGCGAAUGCCGAGGGAUGUGAGGACAUGUUAAAUCGUGUGAUGACGAAAGAUAAUAUUGGCAUCAUUGCCCUACUGGAAAUACGGGAAGGGUGUUUUGAUCCUUCCUUUAGCUCGGAGUCAACUCCAAGACAGCUACUAAUGGUAGCGAAUGCCCACAUCCAUUGGGACCCAGAAUUCUGUGACGUAAAGCUCAUCCAGAUUAUGAUGCUCAUGAAGGAACUGAAGAAGUUUCAGGAAGAGGAGUCCCACAGCUUCAGGCCCGGGUCAUCGAGCUCGGCGAAUGAUCAACCUGCUAUACCGCUUCUUUUAGCUGGUGAUUUCAACUCUCUGCCUGAAUCAGGGGUGAUUGAAUAUUUGGCCAAGGGUAAGAUCUCGCUCAACCAUCCGGAUUUUAAAGACAUGGACUACAAGAAGCUAUUCAACUUCAGCAGUAGUCCUGAACAAAACGGUCACAUCAGCCAUUCCUUUCGUCUUCGUAGGUCCUAUGAGAACACGCAUAUGGAAUUUACGAAUCACACGUUUGAUUUCAAAGGCGUUAUCGAUUACGUCUUCUACUCCCACGACUACAUGUCGCCACUCGGGGUCCUAGGCCCAAUGAACUGUGAGUGGUUUGAGAGUCAGAAGGUGAUGGGCUGCCCGAAUCCGAACGUGAUGUCAGACCAUUUUUCCCUGUUGGUCGAGUUUGAAAUGCCAUUAAAUUUGAACAGCGGGGUUACUGGUAGCGGAAACAACCACAUCGUACUAUCACGGCGGUAACGGCCCAAGCACUUCUAUAUAAGAAUCACAGGUUCUUCAAUGAUAAUCUGUACAGUUGUGUAUAUGAGUUAUUUUUAUGUCACAGAAUUGAAUAGUAAUGACAGAUUUAAAAAUAAUGACAUAAUAUGAUAAAUGUCCCAUACUACUUGUUAUGAAGACUAAUUUGUUGUAUCUUUAACUGAAGGCUUUGUAUCUGAUGUUUGAUAAAUUUGUAGAAAAUGCACUUUUGAACUCUAACCCAAGCCACUUUUGAACCCUGACCCAUUCUGUGCCACUGUUAAUUGUUAUCACUUCAUGUUUAACAUCACACAUUAUUGUUAAAUUUAAUUGCUGACAAUUUUAUUUGCAGAAGUCAAUCAAAUUUGAGAGAAAAUGUUUUUUUCUCUAUAUUUUAAACUUAUUUUUUAAAGUUUCCUCAUUGUAUUGUUGAAUUAAGAGACAAUUUCAUUUAUAAUUUUUAGAUUACCAAGGAUGAUAGAAAUACCGACCCUUUUCUGAGGGUUCUGUCCGCACUUACCAAUUUUCUGGGACAAAUACUUGCAAUGUGCUAUAUAUAUGGGCAUGGUGAUGUCAUAUGCCCAUAUAUAAGGGCAUAUCACAGGUAUAUAUUGCUUGAAAGUUGUUUGUGUGAACAGAAUUUGACAUUAUGUAAAGGUAAAUAUAUUGCUAAGGAGUUGCUCUGUUGUCGCAAAAGUUAAUAAUGAUCAUUUUCAUCAUAAAUUACAACAUUCCUUUUAUAUUUUAUAGACUUGAAUGAUAAGUUCAAAUUUUCAUCUCCACUUGCUGUAAAAUUUUCUGAAAGGCUAUCCCAGAUUAUUUGUUUAUUCAAAUUUUUAAAUUGCUUGUUGUGUUUUUUUUUUUUUUUUUCCUGAUAUUUUAAUUUAUACAGAAUGGGAGGAACAAUGGUGUUGGCUGGUUUUGAGCAGUAAUUUUACCUAAUGGAAUGAUUAAUGAUAGAUAAAUUUAGUUCUGAGUACAAGAAUGACUAGAGAAAAAAGUAGGACAUCCUAAAAUGUUGAAAUAAAUUAGGACCAAAUGUGUGCAUUUAUAAUUUCAAUUAUCAAUUGAAAUCAAAAGUUAGAUCUAUAGAAUUAAUUGAUAGAGCUUUUGAAGCGACCAAGUUUGUUUGAUGUAGAAUUGUUGUCAGAUAGGCCAUUACACCUUUUGGCAAGAAAUUUCUUGUCUAUUUUACCAAUUGUUUUAUUUACUAGAGUUCCUUCCUUUAUUCAUCCUUGUGUGUUUAUGUUGCGGUUGCCAAGUUAUUCAAGUUUUCUUUAGAACUUCACCGAUACUCCGCAUGUAACAGUAAUUCCAAAACCCAGCCAUAGUUUUAGAACUCACCCUAGUCCUGUAAUACACCAAUCAAUUAUUGGUUGUUAUCGAUUGUUUGUGUUACUCUAGAAUUUUCAUUGUUUGUUUUUGCAUAUUAUUAUGUACAUAUGGAUUUACACAAUGUGUACAAGUAUUUGUGUGCAUAUAUGUACAUAUUUAUAUGCAUAUAUAUCUGCAUUUAUGUACAUAUUUUUAUGUGCAUAUAUGGAUGUGCAUGCAUAUUUUUAUGAAGAUAUGAAUAUGCAUAUAAUUUAUCUUAUGUAUUGGUGCAUAUAUGUACAAAUGUAUGGUCUGCAUAUAUGGCUACAUACAUAUGUAUAUGUACAUAGAAUUUUUUUAAGGUCAGUCAGUUUAUUUGGCUAUGGAGUACACUAAAUAAUUGUGAAUUUUGGAUUAUAUGUUUGAUGUUGGUUCUGCUUUGAUUCAACCAGCCAUCAUUCAUUUUGAACAGUGUACAUUACUAUUUUUCAAAGGUUGAUUUUCUGCCUGUCACAAAAGUAUUACUAUUUUAUAAAAAAAAAAGAGAAUAUACAAUUGUGGCCAGUUUUGACAAAUUUCAGCAAAUUAGAUUUACCAAUACUUAGCUAAAUGUUGCUUGCGCUCUUGGUAACUGGGUUGGCAGGUUAUGCAGCUUAUUGGUCCCAAACUUUUUUUUGUAUCUGGGGGACAUUUUGACUGGGCUGAAUUAUGGUGAAGUGUAAUCAUUUAUUUGAUCUUUGGUAGUUUGUUAUUCAAGUUGCAAUACGCCUUUGAAGUUUUAUUUUUUGGACAAUUAAAUGGGAACUGAAAUUUGAUUGGCUCAUACUUUCUGGAAAUGUCAGUGCUACCCUAGCACAUGAUAAGAUCAUUGGCAAAACGGGUGUCAGCCUAGGCUGUGCCUGCUGUCCCGUGGUUUGCUAAUAAUCUUGUCAUAAUCAUGAGAAUGUUAUAUUGGGAUGAUGACUUCAUCAUUUAAUCAGUUAGGGGUGAUGUCAUCAGUUUGUGAUGGUGUCUUCAGUUUUGUGAUGAUGUCUUCAGUAUGUGGUAAUGUCAUUAAUUGGUGAUGAUUUCCAGUUCAUGAGUUAGCUAUGGUGUUAUCUUAUGCUGACGAUGUAGUAUCACAAAACAUACGCCAACAAACUUGUCAUAAAUAUGAUUGCAUAGCAACUGUAUUCAAAGUACUCAACUGCUCAGUUGCCAUAGAAAUUUUCAAUGCAUUUUUCCAGAUUGUAUAUGUUUAGUAAUCAAUGCAAUUCAAUUUUCUCUUCCUAGAGCCAGUGUUUUAAUACAUGAUCCUGUUAGAUGUCAAAUCUUAAAUUUUCCCUAAUUUACGCAGCCAUUGUGUUACUGUACAGCUUGCUUUUUCAAUUCUUCGUGUAAUAAUGAUUCUGGUCUAGCCAUGUAGUUAAGUUGAUUUUUUAACGGUCAUAGACAGGGUCGGAGGUCAGUUUGCAAAGCACCACAUUUUAGUUGUCUUGAAUGUAGUUAAAUCUCUUUGAUCAAUUUUGUAUUUUUGCUUUCCUGAAGCUCUGGCUUUUCUAGGACCUUAGCAAAUUUUAAUUCAGAUUUUGACUAGAAUUAUCUCUUAGUAUGGCUUUUUUAUAAAACAAAAACAAUGAAUAUUUACAUUGACGGUAACAGAAUUAAAUCAGUUUCUGGGGCCCAUCAAUUGUCUGGUUUAUAUGUGAAAAUUGGUGCUUGGCGUGACGAAAUGUGCAAUUUAAGAAAUGGUCCAAAUAGUCUUCAGAAUUGAAUGAACGGCAGCUUAUGGAUUUUGACAUCAGCUUCUACAGCUUUCGGUUCUUGUCAGAAUUUGCUGAAAUUUUUUGCUGGGUUUUAGUGUUUUAUUUUUCCUGUGUAGGCCAUGCGUUUUGUCUGUCAUGGAUAAGGCUGGUUUUAUACACUGUCGUUGGCAGUGACAUCUUCAGAUGUUGAGAGAAGAGGAAACAUUCAUAUGUGCAAUUGAUCUGACCUAGAAAUGAAAUGAAGUUUUUUUUUUUGUUUUUUUUUGGAGAGUGAAUUUAGGUAAGGGGUGGGGCAAGUGAAAGAAAGGCUACAUUUUAAUGCUAAUUGGCUUGAGUUUUUAUUCAGUGAAUGUCAAUUUCUAGAGUCAAAGUGGAUGCUACCUGGUUUAAUGGUGGAAGGUAUCUUGUGAGCAUAGUUCAAAGGUCAUGUCAUAGUUUAAUUAAAACAUGACAUCAUCAUUACCAUCAUCAACAGUUUAGUCCUAAAGUAAGCUUUCUUAGUGUUGAUUUCAUUCCAAUAAUGUAACACCAAAGGUGUACAGAUGAAAAAGAAUAUUGUAACAUUUAGACUUCCAAAUUGUACAGAUUUAGGGUUCAUCGCAAAUAAAUGACCUUUAACCUUUGACACUUGAUACCAAAGAUGCUGGAGUGAACAGCUAUUGAAGAAUACACUGUCAUCAUCUUUUGAAACAGUACUAACUUUUAAUGAUCCUCAAAAAUAAGUGACUUGGUUUAUGGUAAAUUACAUUUAAAAAAAAGAUAAAAACAUCAAGUGGUAUAGAAAAAUUGAUAAAAUGUUUUGCAUUUGGCUCAAAAAUAUAUUUUCUAAAACUUGUAUAAUAUGAUUUGAAACAUGGGGAGUGAACAAUCUUUGUUGAUCUGUUAUCUCUUGAGUAUUUUUUAAACUUUCUGUUGGGCACUUCUUUUUAUUAUGCCUAAAUCUCACAAUUGAAAUAUUUUAGAAUCGAAUUUAUAGUAGAAUAUGAUAAUGUCACUUCUCAGGUGAUUACUGUUGUAAAAUGAGAUUUAUUACUUUACUAAUGGUCUAUACAUUCCUUAUUAGAAUUAACAACAAAAAAAAAGUGUUUUAGAACAGGUUGUAGACACUUCAAAAAUGGUUCAGCUGUGUACAAAACCCCUCAUCUGGAAUGUGAUCUCUCAUGGUAAAAUGAAAUGUAUGUGCAAGGCAAUUUUUUUAUCGCAUAAAGAAUCCUAUAAAGUAUUCAUGUUACUAGUAUACAUAUUUUUGUCAUUUUAUAAAGUAGGAAUUUUACAUACUGUACAAUUGGAGCCCUGGUAAUAUUGUAAAAAAAAAAAAAAAUAUUCGAAUUCAUAUCAAGUGAAUUGAUUAUGAAUUAUUUGAAAAUGAGUUAGAAAGUCUUAAUUUUUAUCUUGAAUUUAAUCACAACUGUGUUUCAACCGUGAAGAUUUUCACGGUGUUCAACAACGGUUUCCAGCAGCUGGUGGUUAUAAUUUCCAUGAGAGUUUACAAUCAACUAACUUGACAAAUUUCUAGAGUACUGUAAUCUCAACAUUUCAAUAGCCAUUGUGGGACUUAUUUUGGCAUAUUUUUUACAUCAUUUUAUAUGUAAAUGUGUUAUUUAUUUGUUAUCCCAUUUGAUGCAAUACAAGUGAAUCUCAAAACCUUUUUUCAUGCAAUUCUCACAGGUUUUUAUAAAUCGUAAUCUGUGAUGUCUUGAACAUUUAAUCAAAUGCUAUGUUUGGGGGAAAUCAAUUACAGUAUUUCCAUUCCAGUUAUGUCUGAUUUACCUAAUGUAUUUUGAAGCAAUCAUGCUUAGGUUUUCAAUUAGUCAAUUAUGGUAAACAUGCUUAAUUUCUAACAAUAUUAUUUUUUACAAUUAGACAUACAAUUUUAAUACCACAAAUUUAAAGGGAUUUUUUUUUUCUGUUAAUUUUUUUUUAGGUUUAGCUAAUUCUGGCAAGGCUUAAUUUACCAUAAUAAAAUUUCUAUCAACUAGCAUUUUUAUUGGUCAAACUUUUUCUGCCAAACUAACAUUCUGAUUGGUCGAAUCCUGGGGAGAAAUUAAAUUUGGACCAUUUUUUAAGCACCUGCCACGAUAAGGAAAUAAGUUACCAUGUUAAUGUAAUUUUGUUUUUUGUUAAUAUAAGGUUGGCCUAUAGGCUGACGCAUAGUUUAUGUUGUGGUUAGCUUUCUGUCUCAUCCAUCCUCUGUACAUUAAACAAGGCAAUUGUAACAUGUUGAAAAUAAAGAUAUGUGAAAUGAGCAA
This is a messenger RNA of Anneissia japonica, 7143 nucleotides long. Its product is annotated as CCR4-NOT transcription complex subunit 6-like. The coding region runs from base 171 to 1838 and encodes 555 amino acids. Gene Ontology annotation, molecular function: poly(A)-specific ribonuclease activity; protein binding. Gene Ontology annotation, cellular component: nucleus; cytoplasm; CCR4-NOT complex. The record is from RefSeq and is a predicted model, not a curated record. Gene Ontology annotation, biological process: nuclear-transcribed mRNA poly(A) tail shortening. NCBI's taxonomy places the organism in Eukaryota, Metazoa, Echinodermata, Crinoidea, Comatulida, Comatulidae. The transcript has 9 exons.